Esox lucius (northern pike) is the source of this 2111-nucleotide messenger RNA. RefSeq names its product RNA binding motif protein 18 (gene rbm18). The coding region runs from base 197 to 1033 and encodes 278 amino acids. The transcript is spliced from 6 exons. The record is from RefSeq and is a predicted model, not a curated record. Lineage: Eukaryota; Metazoa; Chordata; Actinopteri; Esociformes; Esocidae. Gene Ontology annotation, molecular function: RNA binding.
CGUCAUUGGAUGGCGCCACUGUUAUUGCUAUUUCGGCUAGCAACUAUCUCAUCCAGCUCACGGGAGCUUGCUGCAUGAAAGUAUUUUGAAUGCAAUCAUAGAUUUUGACGUACAUAAAGUAAAUGAAUUUCCUAGACGAGGAGUAGUUGAACCGUUCGCCGUCGUCAAGCGAAGUUGUCUACCAAAGGGGAGGCCCAUGGAGUAUGCCGUGGAGACAGUGGAUAGUUCCCCGACUGUUACACAAAACAAAGUCACAAAAUCUGAAAUGGACAUUACCACCACCUUAUCAGAAAAAGACAAACCUAUUAAGUCUUCAGUGGUAACGGCUGUUUUAGAAAGCAAGGAACAAACCCCGCCAGCAGCGCAGGACAAGGAAGCCAGUAUAGUUAGAGAAAGCAAGAAAACGACAGCAGCAGAUGAUGAUGAUGUCACUAUUGUUUCUGAAAGCAAGAAACCAACGAUAGCAAAGCUGGCAGUCGAGACUGUGGAGAAUGCCUCUAUCAUUUCAGAAAGCUCUUCACAUGAAGGCCAUCGCCUGUGGAUUGGGAACAUCGAUCCCAAAAUCACAGAGUAUCACCUGGUGAAGCUUCUGGAGAAAUUUGGCAAGGUGAGGCAGUUUGACUUCCUGUUCCACAAGUCAGGACCAAUGGAGGGCCAGCCCCGAGGAUACUGCUUCGUUAAUUUCCACACCAAAGAAGAGGCCGAGAGGGCGAUCCAUUGUCUGAAUGGGAAGUUGGCCUUGUCUAAGAAGCUGGUUGUGCGCUGGGCUCACGCACAGGUAAAGAGGUUUGAAGGUUUCCGGGGGGACAAGAACGGCCCUGCCAGCCUGGAGCCGUCGUGCAGCGCCGAACUGGACCUGCCCACCAACCUGAGUACGAGUGCGAAGAUCCGUGCCAUCGAGGCAAAGCUUCAGAUGAUGGAGGAGAACCCAGACGAGGAGUACCAGGGCCCCUCUGCCUACAUGUACAACAAACCCCCGGAGAAGAAACGCCCACAGCCCUACAGCAGACCCUUCCGCAAGUUCAGGAGAUGACACUCAUAGGCAGGGCACAGACCAUUCGACACCUCGCAAAAUUCCGGCAAAUUUCCCCAAAUUCCCAGGGUUUCCAGAAAUACAUGUUCAAAGAUUGCUGAUAUCAGAUGGAAAUAAACAGAAACUUCAGAAUCCUCCAACCAGGAUUCCUGGAAAACUUGGGAAUUAAAAAAAUAAGCUUACUGAAUUUUCCAGCCCUUCAAUGCCUAACUUAAGGCAGUGGCAUUCUCAAAUCGGUCUCCUGUAAUGAGUUGAAAGACUUAGUUACACUUGAAGUGCUUACCAUUGUUGCCACCAUGCUAACGUAUAUAUUGAUAAUUAAGUUAUUAUUACACCCUAGUGGGAGUAGCUUGAUUGCCAGUCAGUUUGUGCUAUCUUAUCAACUCCUUGUCACACAGUGACAAUAACUGCAAUGAAGAUGGCACAAACAGAACUGUUACCAGGCUAUAACAAUGGGAGGUCAGGCCACCAAACUCAACAUCUGGACUGUAUACCUUCAGGUUUGGACAAACUGGCAGCACAACUUUGCAGUUUUAUAGGUGAAAUCAAAAACUGCACCUGUUUUAAUUUUUUACCUGUGGUAUUUUAUUAUAACUAAGAGGAGUGGGACAUUGUCACAUUGUUUUUUUUCUGGUAAUCGAUCUACUUUUCUACAUCUUUAGUCAAAACUCUUUUUAAAGGCUAUGUAUGAAUGUGUGUAGAAUUAAAUGCCAGACCUUUAUUUUCCUGUUAUAUUUUGUCAUUACAAUAUUCCAAUUUGUUAAUGUAUUGGAUAAUAAUGUUCUACUUGCUCUGUUGCCCUGGUCAACAUCACCGUAUUAUGUUGGGUCUACAGUCACAAAGAGAAAGCGUGACAAAAUCUUGUCUUUAAAACAGCGUGGUUGUAACCAUUCUGUGUCUUCUGAGCAAAUUAUAUGCAAAAGGUAUUAUAUCCAUCACACAUUUGGCUGUUGAAAUGUAAUUUGAUAAGUGGGAUAUUUUUAUCAAUAUUACACAACUAUUUAGGCUCCCAGUAAACCCAACUGCAACUUUCAUAAUCAAUUAUUUGAUCAUUUAAUAAAAAACAUUUGUUCCCUAA